Molecule: messenger RNA, 2579 nt
Organism: Pseudonaja textilis
Lineage: Eukaryota; Metazoa; Chordata; Lepidosauria; Squamata; Elapidae
Gene: MFN1
Product: mitofusin 1
Biological process (GO): mitochondrion localization; mitochondrial fusion
Cellular component (GO): mitochondrial outer membrane
Molecular function (GO): GTPase activity; GTP binding
Source: RefSeq, a predicted model, not a curated record
GAGCGGGAGGCGGGGCAAAGCCGCUGAGGUUCUGAGGGGUGGUGUGGGGCGCGAGCCCCGCGCGUCCUGCCAGUUCCAUCAUGGCGGACUCAAAUACCUCUCCACUCAAACAUUUCGUGUUGGCCAAGAAGACAAUUACUGCCAUUUUUGAAGAACUACUGAAUUUUGUUACCGAAGGAGCAAACUUUGUGGAAGAAACCCACAAAAACCCACAGCUUGAAUGCAUAGCUACCACAGACGAACUUAAAAAAAUACAGGCCUAUAAAAACAAGCUGGCCGUAAUUGGUGAAGUUUUAGCACGACGGCAUAUGAAAGUAGCUUUCUUUGGCAGAACCAGCAGUGGGAAGAGUUCUGUGAUCAACGCAAUGCUGUGGGACAAAGUGUUGCCAAGUGGCAUUGGGCACACCACUAACUGCUUUCUCAGCGUAGAAGGAACCGAUGGUGAUAAAGCUUACCUGAUGACUGAAGGCUCAGACGAAAAGAAGAGCGUUAAGACAGUCAAUCAGCUCGCCCACGCUCUCCAUAUGGAUAAAGACUUAGAAGCUGGUUGCUUAGUUCAUGUCUUUUGGCCUAAAACCAAAUGUGCUCUCUUGAGAGACGACUUGGUCUUAGUAGACAGUCCAGGUACUGAUGUCACCACAGAGCUGGACACCUGGAUUGACAAAUUCUGCCUGGAUGCCGAUGUUUUUGUUUUAGUUGCUAAUUCAGAAUCAACUCUCAUGAAUACAGAGAAACAGUUUUUCCACAAAGUGAACGAAAAACUUUCUAAACCAAACAUUUUCAUCCUGAACAACCGCUGGGAUGCUUCUGCAUCAGAACCUGAAUACAUGGAGGAUGUACGCAGACAGCACAUGGAACGUUGCCUGACUUUCUUGGUGGAUGAGCUCAGGGUUGUGGACCGUUCUGAGGCCCAAAACCGAAUUUUCUUUGUUUCAGCCAAGGAAGUUCUCAGUGCAAGGAAACACAAAGCUCAGGGCAUGCCUGAGGGAGGUGGCGCAAUCGCCGAGGGAUUUCAGAUACGGUUCCAGGAAUUCCAGCACUUUGAAAAAAUAUUUGAGGAGUGUAUCUCGCAGUCAGCUGUGAAAACCAAGUUUGAGCAGCACACUAUCAGAGCUAAACAGAUCCUCGAGACGGUGAAAAACAUUAUGGACAACAUAAAUGUGGCAGCAGCCCAUCAAAGAGUGCAUUCGAUAGAAGAACGAGAAGACCAUAAGGACAGGUUGGACUUUGUACGAAACCAGCUCAGCCUUUUAACAGAGGAGGUUAAGAAGAAAAUUAAAGAUGUUACCGAAGAAGUUGCCAACAAGGUGUCUUCUGCCAUGACUGAUGAAAUCUGUCGGCUUUCAGUUUUGGUAGAUGAGUUUAACUCUGAUUUCCAUCCGUCUCCACAAGUUUUGAAACUUUAUAAAAGUGAACUCAGCAAGCACCUAGAGGAAGGAUUGGGAAGGAACCUGGCAGACCGGUGCUCCAGCGAAGUCAACAGCUCUAUGCAUCAAUCCCAGCAAGAAAUUAUCGAAAAUCUGCAGCCCCUCUUGCCUUUGGAGGUCCAGAACAAGCUCCAUUUGCUGAUUCCAUGCCGGCAAUUUGAUCUGAGCUACGAUUUGAACUGCAACACCCUUUGCUCGGAUUUUCAAGAGGAUAUCACAUUCCGCUUCUCCCUGGGCUGGACGGCUCUUGUUAGUCGCUUCCUAGGAUCUCAACAUGCCCAUCGGGUCCUACUCACCAUGGCCGAACCGGCUCUUGCGAUUCCUAGAUCUCUUGCCUCCACUCCUUGCACUAGUGUUCCCAGUCUAACCCCGGAGAGUGCCUCGCAGGAGGAGCUCAUGAUUUCCUUGGUCACCAAUUUGGCAUCAUUGACAUCUCGGACUUCCAUGACGGUUAUCAUCCUUGGGGGUCUGGUUUGGAGAACUGUGGGCUGGAAGGUCAUCUCUCUCUCGCUGAGUAUGUAUGGGAUGUUGUAUCUGUAUGAGAAGCUUACUUGGACAGCCAAAGCCAAAGAGCGGGCAUUCAAGCAACAGUUUGUCAACUAUGCUACAGAAAAGCUGCAACAGAUCAUCAACCUCACCAGCUCCAAUUGUAGCCAUCAGGUGCAACAGGAAAUGGCCACCACGUUUGCUCGCCUCUGCCAGCAGGUUGAUAUCACAGAAACCAAACUGGAGAAGGAGAUUGAACAAUUGUCUCAAAAAAUUGCUCAGCUAGAAAAAAUCCAGAACACCUCCAAGCAUCUACGGAAGAAAGCUGUUUGUCUUGAAGAUGAAUUUGACUGUUUUUCAAAGAAUUUUCUCCAGAAAAAGAAGAGUGGAAUUUAAAAGAUUAGCACUGUUUCCCUCACAGGGAUUUAGUCACAUGAAUUUUUCCUGCUGCUUUGACUACUCGGUUUCUCCGUUGCCACCUGGCCAUUCUGAUACUUAGGCUAAUGAAUUGUGCCCAAGAACUCAGCAAGGAAGCAGUAUUUACUAUUGAUUGAAUCAUUUUGCAACUUUUCAUAAAAUGAACUAAUUUGUAUCUACUGUAGUAUAUGAAAAUUUAUUUGGAAAUGUAAAAAGAAAAGUUAUAUAAAAUAAACAAAGAGACCUGUA